This is a messenger RNA of Lucilia cuprina (Australian sheep blowfly), 657 nucleotides long. Its product is annotated as protein kinase 4. The record is from RefSeq and is a predicted model, not a curated record. Lineage: Eukaryota; Metazoa; Arthropoda; Insecta; Diptera; Calliphoridae. The coding region runs from base 70 to 657 and encodes 195 amino acids. The transcript is spliced from 2 exons.
UGUUGUGAUACACACAUUUUCAAUUACAAUUUCGUUUGGUAAACAAGUGCUGGUGAAAAAUUAAAAAAAAUGUCUACUCCCAGGAAAAAUUUUAAUUAUAAUUCACCUUACGCCAAGCCGCAACAGCAAUAUCCUUCACAAUCGCAAGAUUAUAUAUCACUGGAUAUGGGUGGACCCACCAAAAACAACACAAAUACUAGUGCAAGCGAUUCUAACUUAAAUGAAAAAACACCCGGGCAUUACAAUGGCAAAUUCUAUCAACAGCAUAAUUCCAAUUAUAAAGCCAAUCGUAGACAUCAAUUUAACAAUAAUUACAAUCAACACAACAACAGGCAACAACAAUUUAAUACACCACAACAACAGCAUCAUCACCAGCGUUUUCAGCCUAGACAUUCGAAUGAAAGGCAACAUUUUCAACAAAAACACAAUCAUCAUCAUAAUCACGCCAAAGCAAAUAAUCAAUCUAUUGAAGCUUAUUGUCAUCCCUCUAUGCUAGAGGAUCCUUGGUUUGAAUUAAUGCAACGUUUGCGGUCUUUGGAAAAAAGUAAAAUCACCGUCAAAGAUAUGACACCUCCCAAAGACUCUACACCGCCGCCCGACUCCCAUUCCACAACAGAAAGUGAUAAUGAUGAAGUAAACAGUGUCGCUAGUGAUUAA